GCCAGAGAAGCCGCCAAAGCCUCGCGUGGAUACAACUCGGAGGCCACACAGCAAAGGCUUGAAGAGACCUUCCGACAGCGCAUGGGAGGGAAGGUGCCACACCAGUGGCAGGCGGAUGUCUCAGAGGCGCUGUUGGUGGGAUUAGACUGGGUGCACGAGGAUCUGUAA
Messenger RNA from Dichomitus squalens LYAD-421 SS1, 168 nucleotides. RefSeq lists its product as uncharacterized. The transcript has a single exon. NCBI's taxonomy places the organism in Eukaryota, Fungi, Basidiomycota, Agaricomycetes, Polyporales, Polyporaceae. The annotation marks the transcript as partial. The record is from RefSeq and is a predicted model, not a curated record.